AUACCAUCUAGGUUGGUGCGAUGCCUUUCCCUCCGCAGGUGUCAGUGCCGCCGUCUCGGCGCCCUCCUCCCCCGCCUCCAAUACCACGGCCGAAGACGAAGCCUCCUCCGCCUCCUCUGCCAGAUCGCCCUCGCAAGAGACGAAUAGAGUGUCCAUCUAUGAAUGUAGCAAAGGAUCAAGGAAUCGAAACGUCUCGAGAAAAGGUGCCACCGCCUCCACCACCGAGAAAUAUUGCCUCUCAAACGCGUCCAGUUUUCGACAAGACGAGCGGGUCCGGUACAGUGCCAGGCCAGCAGGUGUCAGCAACAAGUUCUCCUCAAAUAGCUCAAGAGCAAACCGUUGCUCCGGCGGUAGUGAUUGGAGCGACAAACAUGGCAUCUAAAUAUGAAAUUCUAGAGCAGAUUGGCAGUGGCACAUAUGGCUACGUGUUCCGAGGGCGCGUCCGGGGAAGUGACAACGUGGUCGCCUUAAAAAAGAUAAAAUUGGAUGACCCGCGUCCCGAACCACAACGUGAUGGGUUCCCAAUCACAGCCCUUCGGGAGAUCAAAAUCCUAAGCUGCAUGUCGCAUCCAAACAUUGUGCGUCUGGAGGAAAUCGUCACUUCGUCGGAUACCAACAGCCAAAACGGAGAGAGCAGAAGUGUGCCAUCCUCAAUUUACAUGGUGUUUGAAUACUGCGAGGGGGACCUUCUCGACGUCUUAAAAGCAGUGCGUGAGGGACGCUUUCAGCUGACACGGGAUCACGUCUGCUCCUUCACACGCCAGUUGCUCGAGGGCAUGCUGUACAUUCACUCCAAUCGUGUCGUGCAUCGCGAUAUCAAGGCCGCGAACAUUCUUGUCACGCGGAACUGUCGGCUGAAGAUAGCAGAUUGGGGUUUAGCCCGCUCAUGGCGCCCUCUUACAGAGCCUGCCGAGGCUACUGCAGAUGAAGACGUGGGGGCUAACGUGCAUCACGCUGUAGCCAGCGCCAGAAAGUCCGAGAAGGAGAAGGGCAGUCGUUAUACAGACAACGUUGUGACGCUAUGGUAUCGGGCGCCCGAGUUACUGAUGGGUGUAUCUAGCUACACGACCGCCAUCGACAUCUGGUCCAUCGGCUGUCUCGUAGCCGAGCUCUUUCUACUGCGCACUCUCUUCCAAGGUCGCGAUGAGCUCGAGCAAAUGCACCUUAUUUUUAGAUCGUGCGGGACUCCUGCUCCGAAGAACUGGAUGAGAGCUCCCACUAGCCGCCCUGCUACUCAGACCACAGCGUUGUCCUCUUCUCAUCGGCCGCCGCUCCCAGCCCGCCCUCGGCGCCUCAAGGAGGAGCUGGCGGGGACCUCGGGCGGGCCCGAUGGCGCAGACCUCGUCGACAAGCUCUUGGCCCUCGACCCCUCCUGUCGGCUGACGGCGAUACAGGCGCUGGAUCAUGAGUUUCUCUGGCAGGACGAGCCCAAAGAUCCAGAGGAGCUGCCGCCCCUUGUGCCCCUGCGGCGGAUGGUCCCCACUGCAGGUGGCAAGGGGUAG
Molecule: messenger RNA, 1502 nt
Organism: Nannochloropsis gaditana CCMP526
Product: cyclin dependent kinase
Exons: 2
Coding region: 21-1502 (493 amino acids)
Biological process (GO): protein phosphorylation; positive regulation of transcription elongation by RNA polymerase II
Cellular component (GO): nucleus; cyclin-dependent protein kinase holoenzyme complex
Molecular function (GO): cyclin-dependent protein serine/threonine kinase activity; RNA polymerase II CTD heptapeptide repeat kinase activity; ATP binding
Source: RefSeq, a predicted model, not a curated record